AUGGAAUCAUUUAAUGGGCCUAAUUCAGGAGUAAUUGCAGGAGUCAAGUACUUUUGUAUAAAACAUUUUCUCCAAUAUUGCCAACAGAGUUCUUGCAGGCCCAGGCUGCACAUUCUCCCCUCCUCAGGUGAGCUACCAAAUAAACAAGACCAUGCAGAAGAGCUGAGUGCUAGGAACUGGCGUGGGUUGAUUUAAAUCCCCCAGGAGCAGACCUCAGGAAAGCCUGAUUGUUCCCCCAGGCCCACCUCCAGAAAGCCAAGCCCUCCACACCAGCCUGCCCUUGGCCAAUUCUACGGGCUGACAUGGGACAAGUUUUCAAGGCAAGGAACAGUCCCUGAUAUGCAGCCCUGCACCGUUGGCAGGGGGCAAGCUCUGGCUGUUCCGCAAUGCCUGGCACCCCUAAAAGGGGGUAAGAGGACUUCCUUGUAAGGUUGCCUGAUUGUGCAUUUAUAUUUAAUACUAGGGACUACUGUCCCAACUUGCUCCUCUGACCAAUGCCACCUACCAGCCAGCCCCUUUGCCAACCCCCCUUCCCCCACACCUGACCAACCCUUACUCUCUUUAUGUCUCACCCACUCCCUUGUCUAUCCCCUCCCAGCUCACCCAAACCUCUCCCCCCAUAGCUCAAUCCCAAUCCCUCCUCCUCUCUGCUCGCCCCACCCCUCCCAGUCACAGAUCACUCCAAGCCCUUCCCCCUCCCUCUUUCUAACAGCUCAUCUCACCCUCUUUGAAAGGAGGGUGCGGGGUACUUCAGUAAGUGGUUUAGCGCUCUACUCUCUGAAGUACCUCCCACCCUCUUGGCUGCCUGCUUGCUUGCGCAUCUGCCUGCUAGCCUGUUAUCAUGCUGGAGUUUCUGUGGCCACCUAUUGGUGACCUCACAAGCUGCAGCAUGAUGACAGCCUUACUGCUUUAUUAUAUAGUAAGAAAUGGUAUGGGAUAUAGAUAGGGAUAAUAAUGCUGUGGGCUUGAUAUCAAGAGGUCCUUCCAUUUCCUCCUGCAGGUCUGUGUCUUGUUCUUCCUCUCAUUUACCCCUCUUCCCUGAAUUUGCAGUGCAGCAGGUAUAACAUUUCUUCUGUUUGUUUCUUCUGUUUACAGUGGCUGUAGCUGCUGGCAUUAUCCAAUCACUUAAGCAAUUAUACAUGGUGAAUCACAGGUAUGAGUCAGCAAAUUCUGGCACUGUACUGCAGGGCAACACUGGACCAAAGUCUAGCUAGAGUGACAUUCAUUUCCUGCCUCUUGAAUAUACAGCGCUUGAGCCUUGCAUGACCUUGAGAGUUUAAAUUCCAGAGAGCCACUUUGCAGAAGGGUAAGUUCUGUUUCUCAAAUACCAAUGUGCAGAUUUGGUUUGAGUUAUGGUUGCUUUGGAACCGUUCUUUCCCAUACAACAUAAAAGAAAAACUGCAUUGUUUUCUGCUGUUACUCUCAGUAGGGACCUUCUUUAAAAAGCGAAGGAGCUCAGUCAAAUACAUGAGACUUCAGAUGGAAGAAAACAUAGACACAGAGAAGCCACAGCUGUACACAAAUUAUUUUUUUGUAAACUUUGGGUUUUGGUUCAUUAUCUUAGCAUUAUUUUCUUCUACCAGCUCAGAAGACAGUCUAAGGUCUGUUUUCCAGGAUAACUCCAUGGGGGAAAGAAGCAAAAACAUCAUAAAUAGGAACACAGAAAGCUGCCUUGUACUGAGUCAGACCAUUAAUCCAUCUAGCUCAGUAUUGUCUACAAUGACUGGCAGAGGACCUCCAAGAUUCCAGACUGGGUACAUUCCUAGCUCUGGAGAUGCUGGGGGUUAAACCUGAGACCUUCUGCCUGCAAAGCAGGUGCUCUACCACUGAGUUAUGGCCUUACAUAUACACACACACACACACACACACACACACAGUGAUAUACUAGAUCCCUGGCAUGAAAGGGGCAUCACAUGACUGCUGGGGAGUGGUGCCAAGAUUCCUAGGCCCAGCAUCAAGCAUGCUGCCUGACCCAUGUUCCAGAAGUCCAUGCGUUGGUCUGCUCAUGUUCAUGAAGAGGCCUAUAUGUGGCAGCUUGACUGAUGCCAGAGAUGAGACCAGGAACAUAACUGCAACCUUCAUGGAGGUAACAUAUAAAGGGGACACUGAACAGCCUUUAUGUAAAUCUUCAGAUCUCCACCACUGCCCUAAUGCAAGGAUUCAACAUUGCUGUUAUACCCCCGGAUGAUACCCCAGUUAUAUUUAAACUGGUGGUCAUAGCUCAGUGGUAGAGCAUCUGCUUUGCAUGCGGAAGGUUCAUGGUUCAAUCCCCAGUAUCUGAAGGUUGGGCUGGAAGAAACUCCUUUCUGGGAUCCUGAAGAACGUCUGCCAGUCAGUGUAGACAACAGUGGAAAAAAGACAGUCAUGCAACCAAAAGAUUAACAAAACAAAACAAAAGAAUUGCCGUGAAAAUCCCUGAAACGAGAGGUAAUUGACUAUAGAAUUAAAUUAAAUAACAAAAAUCAGAAAAUUUAAGGGAAAAUUAACCUAGAAGACUUAACGAGAUGCCGGCUACAAAACUCGUUUCACUGAACUAAUCAGUUUCCUCAGAAGGAAAUAAAGAAUUUUAUAACUUUAAAUGAUUUUAAGUGAUAUCAAACAAACUCAAGAGCAGGGCUGAAACGCUGAAAAAAGGUAUAAAAACCUCAAUGACAAGUUUUGAACAUAGCCCUAUUUAAGAGAACUUUGUAAAUCUUAAAUUAUUUUAAAUGAUUUCCAGCAAACUAAAGAGCAGGGAUGAAACGCUCCCUGAGUUUAAAAAAGGUUUUAAGAAAAAGUUACAAAGGAAUAAGAGAUAAGCUGUUUAGGUUUCAAACAAACUCAAAAACAGGACAGAAACUCAAAAGCAGGGCUGAAGCGCUCCUGACUGCUGAUGUUGAAGACUUCUCUUUUGUUUUGUUUUGUUAGUCAGUGUAGACAAAGCAGAGUGAGAUGAACCAAUGUCGUGACAUAGUAUAAGGCAGCUUCCCAUGUUCCUGUGUUCCUUCUAAAGAGAGAUCAUAGUAUCAUAGAACUAUAGAGUUGGAUCAUCCAGUCCAACCCCCUGCAAUGUGGGAAUAUGUAGCUGUCUCAUUGAACCUGCAACCUUGGCAUUAUCAGCACCACGUUCUAACCAACUGAGCUAUCCAGGCUGAUCUCAAUAUGAUUGCACAUGGAAGCACUGAUCAUCCUCUUGAUAACAGCAACCUUAUUAAUGUAGUCACAGUAUCCAAAAUACAUCAGACACAGUCUAUACUUCUAAGACAUUGGACUACUUGAUCUCUAAUGGCAUGCUUCAGAGAUGAUCUUGAGAUGUUAUCUGCAAGCCCCAACAGGAUGUCUACAGUAUUUUAACAGAAUAUUGCAAAAUGCUUAAUUUUCUCCCCCUGGCAAAACAGAAAAGAGGCAAUUUGGCAACUAUGUCAAGCAAAAGUUUUGCAACAACAAAAAAAUAGAGGGUAAUUUAUCAUGUAGAUAGAUACCUACUACUCUAAUGCUCAAAGCAUUUGUGUUGGCUGAAACUCUACCCCAUGAAAUGCUUUUAUGCCACUAAAACCAUCCACAGAUGUGCUUAUUUUAAUUCUCCCCCAGCUUCAAAAAAUAAAAUCCGGGCAAGCAGAUUGCAGCAGUCAAAUAGUAUUAAAAAGCAACAUAUCCACCCACCUGCCCAUGCAUCCCCACCCCCAUGAUCCAGAAAAGGAGAUGCAAUCAUGGAAGAAGCCUUUCUGUGAAUUUCCUUUCUCAGCCAGGAAUCAUCAUGCAUGCUUGCGAACUAGGUGUGCCUGCAUUCACAUUCACAUUCAGGUACAAAAGACCUCAUUUGUGGAUGAGAGUCCACACUUCCAUCUGCAUUUGCUUUGUGGAUGAUGAAUGCAUAUUGGCAACUGCUUUGCAUGUCAAGGCCCCAAGGAGAAUAAUGGCGCGAGGCUGAAAGAGGAAGGCUCAGAAUCGCGCCAUGGCUUAAAUCGUUCCUGGCCACAACCCCAAGCGACCUGAUUGGCUGCCUGGCAACCUGACAUGACCGGGGUCUCCCCCAGCGUGAUGCGGGACGCUGUCCCACCCUGGCGCUGAGGGGAGUGGCUAGGUGGCCGGACCACAACCCAGCCCCACCAGGAAGUGGACCUGAUUUCUCAAGCUGUUCACACACCAGUGCCUGAAAUCAAAUCUGGAACAGGAUACAGUGGUACCUCGGGUUACAGAUGCUUCAGGUUACAGAUACUUCAGGUUACAGACUCUGCUAACCCAGAAAUAGUACCUCAGGUUAAGAACUUUGCUUCAGGAUGAGAACAGAAAUUGUGUGGCAGCGGCGUGGCGGCAGCGGGAGGCCCCAUUAGCUAAAGUGGUGUCUCAGGUUAAGAAUAGUUUCAGGUUAAGAAUGGACCUCCAGAACGAAUUAAGUUCUUAACCCGAGGUACCACUGUAUUUAUUUUAAAAACAAAAACAAGCAGCAAAGAAUCAAAUCAAGUCCAGAAACAUAUGAAUGAAACUUACAAGAACAGCAUCAGUCUAAGCCUGACAAAAAGUCAGGAAUUGAUGUACAAUGAACUAAAAAAUACGUUUAGAUAUACCUUCCCCAGAAAACCUGAGGCAUUCUUGCUGGGUCUGAUGGGAGAAGAAAUUGCAAAGAUAGACCAAAGACUAUUUAUGUACGCCACAACUGCGGCAAUAACUUCAUUAGCCCAAAGAUGGAAACUGCAGGAAUUACCAACGAUUGAGGAGUGGCAGACGAAGAUGAUGGACUAUGCGGAACUGGCCACGCUGACAGGCAGAGUCUGGAAUCAAGAUGACCAAAAAUUUCAGAGAGGUUGGAGUAAAUUUAUUGGGUAUAUGAAUAAUUAUUGUAAAAAUGUGAAGACACUAUCAGGACUGAUAUAAAUUCUGCAACGAAAAAAAGGAAGUUCUAAAACUUUCUAGACCAAAGAGACAGAAUUGAUUAUAAGGACAUAAAGGUCAGAAGUAGAGGAUAUAAAGUGUGAUACAAAGACUUGAAAAUAAAAAACCUGCUGAAGAGAUGGAGGGAAGUAAGUCAUGAGCUCAGUAGAGCAAAGAAUUUAUUUGUUUUGUUAUUGAUAUGUUGAAAUAUUGUGUUAAAAAAGAAAUCAAUAAACAUUAUAUUUAAAAACUAUAAAUAAAUAAAUUGUCGCUUUCCCACUCACUCCAAAACAGGUGCAACAGGUGUCCCCAAUAAUUUUGUAAAGUCAGAAACAAGAGUAUGAGAAUGUGACUGCAGAUUCACAUGAUCCCCUUCCAACCAGCUAACCCCUGUACUACACUAGCUUCCAUCAAGGAUAUGGCCCAUUCUGAAGACUUCUGUUAAUCUCCAAAUCACUUGUGGCUGACAUGUUGGCCUAAGAGACCAAGUCAGAACAUAAGUUUCUUCUGCACAUCCUUCAUUAAUCAGAAACAUCAAGAAAUGUUCCCUUUGUAUAUUCAGACAGAGUGUGUCUUCCAGUAAAUUGUCAGCUGUGUUUCCCUGGCAGGCAGAUGUUACUUGUUAGCAAGUGUCAUGACAAACUAUUUCCCGUCCCCAAAAACCAACAUAGACACAAGCCCAUAUUAGGUGAUGUGCAGCUUAGCUCAGGAGUGGGCAACCUUUCAUAGAUAUAUUACACACACACACACAAACACACACACACCUCAUAUAUACAUAUUACACAUAUAUAUGUAAAUUGAUUAAAAAUAAGUUAUAUUACAGAAAAUGUGUUUAUUGGGAGAAAUAUGCACUAACAUGCUGAUAUGUUUUUGUUAUGACUUUUUUAUUUUUUUAAAUUGCACAAACUGAUGUGAAAAUGCAGUGAACUGAAACAAAGAUUGGGAAAAAAGAGAUGCUGAAAGAAGCAAAAAUUGAGAAAUUUGCCCGUGCCUAACCACAAGCGGGUUAGGCUGUGAGUUAAACCACAGAGCUUAGGACUUGUUGAUCAGAAGGCCGGCGGUUUGAAUCCCUGCGACGGGGUGAGCUGCCGUUGCUCAGUCCCUGCUCCUGCUAACCUAGCAGUCGGAAGCAUGUCAAAGUGCAAGUAGAUAAAUAGGUACCACUCCAGCGGGAAGGUGAACGGCAUUUCCGUGCGCUGCUCUCGUUUGCCAGAAGUGGCUUAGUCAUGCUGGCCACAUGACCUGGAAGCUGUACGCCGGCUCCCUCGGCCAAUAAAGCAAGAUGAGCGCCGCAACCCCAGAGUCAGCCACAACUGGACCUAAUGGUCAGGGGUUCCUUUACCUUUUUAACCACAAGCAGACUCCUCAUCUUCCCUGUAGAAUCCCCAUUACUCAAGCGCUCCAGCAUAAUUCCUCGGGUGGAUUUCUAUGUGUUGAACCUGGGGCACUUUGAAAACUUGGCCUGGAUCGAGGCAUGAAUCUGUCACAAACAUUACAUUGACCUUACAAAUAUUGAACUUGAAAAGGAGCUGUGAUGUCUGCUUUCGUUUGCUCUCCCUGGCUCUGCACUACCUCUCUGAAGCUUGUUAAAUUUUACAUGAUGUGCCAAAAGGGCAUUGAAACUAACCAGUCAGCAUCUCUUCCUUGAUAAGAGGGUUAAUCCCUUUAACUUCACAUGUUUUCAAUUGUUUAUAACCCUGUUGACUUUCAUAGACCUUAGCCAGGAUAUAGAGCAUUUCAUACUGUGUUUGGCAAGAGUUCUUUCACAGUGUGUCUCUCUGUGUUAAGUUGACUGGGGUUUCAAGCACACACACACACACACAAGUUCUUCCAAGUGAUACUUCUGAAAUUAUUUUGGCCUGGAAAACUAUUUUGGCCCCUAUGUGAUUUUAAAAAAAUAUUAUUCAACUUUACUUUUUCCUGUUUACAUUCCUAAUGGUGGGCUCUCUGUCAGGUUGUGGUGAUUGGCAGGUGUCUAACCAUGGUGACACCUGGGGAUGACCUUAUUAGGGAAGACUAAAGGAUCAUGUGCUAGACAUGCUUCUGAAAUUCUCCACAUUGCCAUUUCUCCUCAUUGGACUUUGAAGUUCUAGAUUACCCAGUCUAGUUUCUGAAGUGGAUUGGACAUUUCUUCUCCAAUCACACCUGCUCCUCCUCCUCCUCCUCCUGUUGCCUGUAGAUGUUUGGCAGAGACCCAAGACUCCACACUCAUCGCUUUAGUCUCUCUCAUAUGUCUAGUUCAGCACUUGAUGUAAUGAUUAACUUAGCCCUAGAUCUAUUACUAAUAGUUGGGUCCAGGGCUGUCUUUCUGAUGAACCUGAUAUGACCUUGAAAAAGACUCUUACUGGAACCUUCCCCCCCCAUCUUGAAUCAUUGUAAACAUGGUACAUUAGUUUACUUUCCGUGGAACAUUAGACUUCGAGCAAGUUCAGACAGGCUUGGAUCUUUUACUAAGCAGAUAUUCGUCCUACCUCCCGCAUUCAGUUAUAUAAAGGACAGAGAUUGCUCUGACUUUACCAGACACAUUUGUUUGUAUGUCAGGAAUUUAAUCCAAAGCAUUGUCUAGUUGUACUGUGCUGGGUGAAUUCUUAAGUACAUAUUGAGGUGUUCUCUUAUUUAUAUUUCUCAUUUUCAGAGCAAUGGGUCCAUUAAGUCUUCUUCGCCAAAGAGUCCUCAUCUGGUUUCCUCAGUGAUACCAUUUUUUUUCUCAAGAAAAGAGUGCCUGAGGAUAAGAGACUGCCUAAAGGAUUUGAAAUGCAUCUCUGCUAAUAUCUGA
This is a messenger RNA of Podarcis lilfordi (Lilford's wall lizard), 7627 nucleotides long. The record is from the annotation of a GenBank genome assembly. NCBI's taxonomy places the organism in Eukaryota, Metazoa, Chordata, Lepidosauria, Squamata, Lacertidae.